Molecule: messenger RNA, 2058 nt
Organism: Pygocentrus nattereri (red-bellied piranha)
Lineage: Eukaryota; Metazoa; Chordata; Actinopteri; Characiformes; Serrasalmidae
Exons: 2
Coding region: 1-1704 (567 amino acids)
Biological process (GO): DNA integration
Molecular function (GO): nucleic acid binding
Source: RefSeq, a predicted model, not a curated record
AUGUUGAGUGACAGCGCCUGGCUCAAGGGACCUGCCUUCUUGUCACAUGCCAACAGAGACCCAGACACAGAUGCCUAUGAACUCAUUGACGCUGAUUGGGAUGCAGAGGUACGAGCAACUGCCACUCACCUGCUCAUCAAUUGGCCUCAGCUUGGAUGUCAGAGGUUCGAACGGUUUUCUUCAUGGGAGAGGCUGAUUAGGGCCAUGAGCGUGCUAGUCCACAUUGUCCAAUCCGUCAAAAACAAAGCUCAGGAUCAGACAUGCCGUUCAUGGCAUUACUGCAAACACCCACGCAGCGUUGAAGAGCUGGCAAAAGCAGUAAAAGUAAUCAUCAAAAGUGUGCAGAAAGAGGCCUUCAAGGAAAAACUUACCUGCAUAGCUGGUGGAAAAGACAUCCCCACUCACAGUCCUCUGCACAAACUCAGUCCCUACUGUGAUAAAGAAGGAAUGCUUAGAAUAGGAGGACGGCUCAGACAUGGCGAUCUGGAAUACAAAGAGAAACAUCCUCAUGUUCUUCCAGGGGGUCACGUUGCGAAACUGCUCGUAGAGCACCAUCACCAGCGAGUGAUGCACCAGGGUCGAGUUUUCACUGAAGGAGCAGUGCGAUCUGCUGGAUAUUGGAUCAUUGGAGCAAGAAGAUUGAUCAAGCAUGUCCUGCACAACUGCAUCACCUGCAGAAAACUCAGAGGCCGAGCAAACACUCAGCUGAUGGCAGACCUACCACCUGAUCGCUUGAGCAUGGAACCUCCCUUUACCUUUGUGGGCCUAGAUGUAUUUGGUCCUUGGCCAGUUGUCACGCGGCGCACCAGGGGAGGCCAUGCAAACAGCAAGCGGUGGGCCGUCCUUUUCACGUGUCUUAGUACACGCGCCAUCCACAUUGAGCUGAUUGAGUCAAUGGACUCCUCAAGUUUCAUUAAUGCCUUCCGGAGGUUCAUCAGCUUGCGUGGACCUGCCAAACAGAUCCGAUCAGACUGUGGUACCAAUUUUGUUGGUGCUUGCAGGGAGCUGGGGUUCCUGCAGACAGACCCGAACCUGUCCAACAUCAGAAGGUACCUCGGAGAAGAAGGUUGCGCAUGGGUCUUCAACCCACCUCAUUCCUCUCACAUGGGAGGCAGCUGGGAGAGAAUGAUUGGGAUAUCCAGACGCAUCCUAGAUGCAAUGUUUCUCCAGUCUAGCCAUGUUCAAUUGACACAUGAAGUGCUUUCCACUCUCAUGGCAGAGAUAACAGCCAUAAUCAACGCCAGACCAUUGUCCCCUAUCACGACAGACCCAGACUCACCUUUCCUGCUCACGCCAGCAAUGCUCCUUACCCAAAAGGUCUACUCUCCUCCUCCUUUCCCAGGUGGUUUUGACGGAAAAGAUCUGCACAGGCAGCAAUGGAGGCAGGUGCAGCAUCUCGCGGACAUAUUUUGGAACAGAUGGAGACGGGAGUAUCUUGGGACGCUUCAGAGCCGGAGGAAGUGGCAGGCCGACCGGCCAAACCUCCAAGUUGGGGAUUUGGUGUUGCUGAAAGACCAGCAAGUGAAUCGCAACGAAUGGCCAAUUGGGCUCAUCCACAACACCUUUCCAGACAAAGAUGGUAAGGUCAGAAAAGUCGAGAUCGAGAUCUUCAAGAAUGGAGCAGCUAAGACCUACCAGAGGCCUGUAUCUGAAACGGUGCUUCUCAUGUCCCGCGACACCUUAGAGUCCCAGGACUGUGUUUAGAGACUUUAAUUGUGCGUUCACGUAAGAUAGUUUGCAGUUGUACAAUACCAGGCGGGGAGUGUCACGGCAUUGGAACCUUUUUGGGUUUUGGCGCCACCUAGUGUUUUCUAGUGGGGGAAAUAUUCAUUAUUAAGCCUGCUUUUAUUUUGACACUUACCUUCAGUUGAUGUAACUUCCUGUGAUGUCAUAUUCAGCUAGAGGAGGAAGUUCAUUACUUCAGUUGAGUCAGACCAUGCCAAGGUGAAGAGGUGCUCAUCCUUAGGUUGUUCUUGCCCUUGGAAAGGCUUUGCUUUUUUACGAAUCCCAAGGAAGAAUUCUGUGUAUCUGAAGAUUGGAGUAAACUUUCAAAACUCA